Messenger RNA from Diceros bicornis minor, 3258 nucleotides. It is a transcript of the gene NASP, whose product is annotated as nuclear autoantigenic sperm protein. Gene Ontology annotation, molecular function: histone binding. NCBI's taxonomy places the organism in Eukaryota, Metazoa, Chordata, Mammalia, Perissodactyla, Rhinocerotidae. The transcript has 15 exons. The coding region runs from base 90 to 2444 and encodes 784 amino acids. The record is from RefSeq and is a predicted model, not a curated record. Gene Ontology annotation, cellular component: nucleoplasm. Gene Ontology annotation, biological process: DNA replication-dependent chromatin assembly; CENP-A containing chromatin assembly.
CUGUCCGUGAAUAAGUCUCUGGCGUCCCAAAUUCCGUGUUUUCCUCACAGGCUCUAUUCCGCCCGCUGGUCCACCACCUCAGGGGAACGAUGGCCGCAGAGUCCACAGCCACUGCCGCCAUCGCCGGGGAGCUGAUUUCGGCCGACAAAAUUGAAGAUGAUGCUCCUGCUCCUUCUACCUCUGCAGAUAAAGUGGAGAGUCUGGAUGUGGAUAGUGAAGCAAAGAAACUACUGGGUUUAGGACAGAAACAUCUGGUGAUGGGGGAUAUUCCAGCAGCUGUCAAUGCAUUCCAGGAAGCAGCUAGUCUUUUAGGUAAGAAGUAUGGAGAGACUGCUAAUGAGUGUGGAGAAGCCUUCUUUUUCUAUGGGAAAUCACUUCUGGAGUUGGCAAGAAUGGAGAAUGGUGUGUUGGGAAAUGCUCUGGAAGGUGUGCAUGUGGAAGAGGAGGAAGGAGAAAAAACAGAAGACGAAUCGCUGGUGGAAAAUAAUGAUAACAUAGAUGAGGAAGCAAGGGAAGAGUUGAGAGAACAGGUUUAUGACGCCAUGGGAGAAAAAGAAGCCAAAAAAAUAGAAGACAAGUCUCUGGUAGAGCCUGAAACGGAGAAAGAACAGGAGACUGAAACGGAGAAGAGUGGAAGAGAAGAUAUGGAUGUAAGUGAGCCUGCAGAGGAACUACAGGAAAAAGUUGAAUCAACUCCAGAUCAGUUAACUGAAACCACUAAAGAAGCAAAAGCAGCAGCAGCACCAGAAGGACUAAAUGAAGCUGGGGUCACUUCUGGGAAGCCAGAACAGGAAGCACCAGAUGCUGAGGGAGGAAAAUCAGGUUCUGGAGCUGACAUCCAAGAAGAGGACACAGAAAAAGGAGGUCAAGAGAAGCAGGGAGAAAUAAUUGAGAACGUAGAGGAGGAGCCAAAAGAAGCUUCAGAGGAGCAGCCUAUUGUGACUCUAGAAAAGCAGUGCACUGCAGCGGAGGUAGAAGCAGAGCCUGUAGAUCCAAUAGCCAAGCCAGUGGAUGUGGGUGGGGAUGAGCCAAAGGAGCAGGUAGCUGCCUCUGAAAAUGAGCCAGGAAAGGCUGUUCUUGAGCAGCUGGUAGGGCAAGAAGUGCCUCCUGCUGAAGAGUCACCAGAGGUGACAACAGAGGCUGCAGAAGCUGGAUCAGAAGUCUCUGAGAAGCCUGGGCAGGAGGCCACAGUUCUCCCUAAGGAUGGUGCAGUCAAUGGACUGUCAGCUGCAGGAGAUCAGACUCCUGUUGAACCACAGACUAAUGCAGAAGGACCAAAAGAAACAAAAGAGGGCUCAGGACUAGAGGAGACAGUCAGGGUAGAGUUGCUUCCUAGCCAGGAGGAGACUAAGCUGUUUAUGCAAGAGUCUGAGGCAGCUGGAGAUGGGGUUGAGACCAAAGUAGCCCAGCGGGCUACUAAGAAAUCCCCUGAAGACAAAGUUAAGAUAGCUGCUAAGGAAGAAACACAGGAGAAAGAAGAACAGAUGAAAGAGGGUGAAGAAACCGAAGGCUCAGAAGAAGAGGAUAAAGAAAAUGACAAGGCUGAAGAAGAAACACCAAAUGAUUCAGUUCUUGAAAACAAGUCUCUUCAAGAAAAUGAAGAGGAGGAGAUUGGGAACCUAGAGCUUGCCUGGGAUAUGUUGGAUUUAGCAAAGAUCAUUUUUAAAAGGCAAGAAACAAAAGAAGCUCAGCUUUAUGCGGCACAGGCACAUCUUAAACUUGGAGAAGUUAGUGUUGAAUCUGAGAAUUAUGUCCAAGCUGUGGAGGAGUUCCAGGCUUGCCUAAACCUGCAAGAGCAGUACUUGGAAGCCCAUGACCGUCUUCUUGCCGAGACCCACUACCAGCUGGGCUUGGCCUAUGGGUACAACUCUCAGUAUGAUGAGGCAGUGGCACAGUUCAGCAAAUCUAUUGAAGUCAUUGAGAAGAGAAUGGCUGUACUAAAUGAGCAGAUGAAGGAGGCUGAAGGAUCACCUACCGAAUACCAGAAAGAGAUUGAGGAGCUGAAGGAACUGCUACCUGAAAUUAGAGAGAAGAUAGAAGAUGCAAAGGAGUCUCAGCAUAGUGGGAAUGUAGCUGAAUUGGCUCUGAAAGCAACUCUGGUGGAGAGCUCUACUUCAGGUUUCAUGCCAAGUGGAGGAGGCUCUUCAGUCUCCAUGAUUGCCAGUAGAAAGCCGACAGAUGGUGCUUCCUCAUCAAAUUGUGUGACUGAUAUUUCCCAUCUUGUCAGAAAGAAGAGGAAACCAGAGGAAGAGAGCCCCCGGAAAGAUGAUGCAAAGAAAGCCAAACAAGAGCCGGAAGUGAAUGGAGGCAGUGGGGAUGCUGUCUCCAGUGGAAAUGAAGUUUCGGAAAACAUGGAGGAGGAGGCUGAGAAUCAGGCUGAAAGCCAGGCAGCAGUGGAGGGGACAGUGGAGGCCGGAGCUACAGUGGAAAGCACUGCAUGUUAAGAGAGGGAGCAGAGCCUUCCUUCUGAGGGAAAGUGUUUUUGUAUAUAAUGUAUUUUUUCACUUUUGGGGAUUCUUUUUGUAUAACUUCAAUAAAGAUUGUAAGCAAAGGUUGAGGCUUUGAUGAUUUUUUUCUUAAAUUUUGGCUGAAUCUGUGCCUUGGAGCACUCUGGGUUUUAUAUAGUGGCCAAAGGUACUUUUUUUUCCCCUUUCUCUGUUGACCUCUGUGUUGGAAGUUCUAAUCCAAAUUCCUGUCUGUCUAAUGUGGAGGUGAUCAAGUCAAGUUUGGCUGUGGGCACAUUGUCUUCCAAUGGUGCUAUAGUUUUUCCAUUUUAAAUACUUGAUUGAACCCAGCCGUCUUGCAAACCUGCAGUGGUGCUGUCCCUGGAUGGGGGCUACAAAAAUAAGACUUGGUGAAGAUCUUGCUCUUUGGUGCUGAUACUGUUGAUGGACUUUGAUUGUGAGCUGGUAACAGUCUCUCAGGCAGGCCUUGGGUGGUACCCGUCUUUUAUCCACUUAGUUUCCAGCUUGGGCCAUAAUCCUGUCCUGGUAAAAGAGCUAAAGAAAGCUUCAGGGCGGGUGGUGAUCCUUGAGGAGAACUGGUUUGCGAAUUGUACAGAAUUGAGUUUUCUGGUUUGAAAGUGGCUAAAGGACUGACUGAUGGACACUUUGGAUGUGAUUGGAAGAAUAUGUGGGGAGGCUGGCUGGUUAAGUUAUAUUUGUUAUUUUCUGUACAGAAAGGUUGAAAUAUAUCAACGCUUGGAAUUGUUACCCAUCCCCAGUUUUGACUUCUCAAAUAAAGAUGCUAAUAAAAGGC